CCCUGCCAGCAUCUCAUUUUGCUCCUCAUAUGACCUGUAAUUUUGUCACAGCACUACUUGUCUGCUUCACACUUCUUUGCUCCCAGGCUAGUUGCAGGACGUGUCUGGCUUCAGCUUCAAGGUCAGUUGGACUUUGCCUCUGUUUAUUCACCAAUGGCAGUGACAUUUCGAAUGGGAGGGUUAUUAAAAAUGUUUUGAAAGUGCCAUAGAUUGUAGCCUUUUGGGAGAUGCAGUUUGCUCAUUUGCAUAAGUACUCAGAAAACGGCGACUGUGAGAUUUGUCAGGCUACUGUGCUUCUGACCCAGAUAGCGAUACCAAAAUAAAUAUGUUAAAGAUAUGAAAAUAAAGCCUUCUUUUAUGCAAAUGGUAAAGUUUCUGCAGGCAGCCUGCUGAGCAGACAACUUAAAAAAUGUCAGCACUGUCCAUAAAUGUGUCCCAUUAACUAGAGAGGCUGAAAUGGUAUUGUAGAUGGGCGUUUUUAAUUGGUGUAACCGAACGCUGUAUCCUAAGAUUUGAUCAGUAUCGAGAAUUAUCUCUGGCUGAAUUGCCAGCAUCCUCCAAAUUGGCCAACUGAUCUCAGUAAAGAAUUUUGCUUCAUUUACAUGCCUUGUUUGGUUUCACAUCUACUCAGAAGUAAGCCCCAUCGAGUUCAACGAGGCUUACUCCAAAGGGAUUACAGAAUAACAGCCCAGAUUAACAAGAACUGUCUUAUUUUUGUGUAAUAAGCAAACAUCAGAUGCUGGGGUUUUGAACAAGUUAAAAUAAGCCCACUUCCAGGUCUAUUCUCCUCUUUAUGAAAGCAAACAGUCCUUUUUCAUUGUUCCAUAUUUCAUAAAAUUGCACCGCAGAAUUCCGUAGAACCCUACAGUAACAAUUCUAAACACACUUACUUGGAAGUGAGCUCUGCUGAACACAGUGAGACCUCUUUCUAACUAAAUAUGCAUACGAAUGCUCUGCUAGAGUGUUCCUUGUUUCUAAAUUUUAGACCUGGCAAGCCUGUAAACAGAUCUCAUCUGCCAGCAGAGGAACUCGAGAGAUUAAUUAUCGUUGAUUAUAACCUUUCCCUGUCUCUUUUAGUCUAACGGCAAACUAGCUAUAUUAGAAUAGUUACAUAAUAUAACCAGAGCCAUAGACUGUUACCCCUAUGCUGUAUAGAGUACAACCACUGUAUAUAGGAAUUUAAGUAACCAUGUCCAUAGAUUCUGUAGGUCUGUUCUGCAUAUGAUUUAGUUGGAUAUCACCCACAGACCACAUAUUUUAUUUGAAUACAGCUUCUAUCCAAGUGCUUAGGAUCACACGCCAGACCAGCUUAGAUUGCGAUAAUAUGGCAUAAAUGGUUCAUCAUGUAGUGUAGUUUAAAAGUUUGUGGACUAACUAUAGAGUAUUUUGAACUAUUCUUUACCAUGCUGGUGUUCAUAAUCAAACUCUGUAUGAUAUAAAACUACUAGUACCUUACGAUAAUCCACAGUGAUACAAUAUAUUAGCCUGACACAUGAAGUGCAUUGUUUCAUUUGCUUACAUAAUUGAGCGGUACUGAAUGUACACAAGUAUUACGAUUAAAAUUAAGAUUUAAUUAAUUUUAUGUAUGUAUUGGUUUGUUCAUCUGCUUACUUUCUGAAUUUAUGCACUCAUUCUUCAGUACUGAUACCCAAGGCACUGGAUCAGGAACUGAUUAGCAAAACCUUGAAAGACAUUUUUAUACUUUAGAAAAAGAGCAGCCAUUAUUGUUAUUUGAGAACGGAGAUAGUUCUCAAAUACAGAUGCACCAAUGUAUCUACCCAAACACUCUUUGAUUUAAAAAAAAUGAUGUUUGGGUUUUGUUUUGUUUUAAGCCAGUGCAAGAUGCAAAUUUGUUCCUUUAUCAGCUUUCUACUCUGUUUGUCUUGUUGUUUCUUUGCUGUUUGAACUCUAUCUGUGCUGUAUCUCAGCGGAUGCAUAACAUUUCGCUUAAGCCACAGCUUAAGGUGUCUUGAAAGAGUCAAGAGUCACAUGACACACAUGAUGCAUUUCUAUUCUACUAGGGCAGUAUUUUAUCUACAUCUAUUUCUAAACAGCUGAGUUUACUGCCAGUAGAAUUUUUGCCUACAAAGCAAAACGAAAAACCUUCCUAAUAUUAAUGAAAGAGGAAAAGAAAUGAGCAAAGAGUUCUCCUGCCACAACCAUUUCUCCUUUCGCAGCUCUAGCUUCAGUGCUUUAACAUGCAGUUUAUAAAUUUGCUGUGCUUAAUCUGACACCGUUGGAACAUGCAAGCCAAGGGGACAACUGUCCUGGAAAAUGUUGCCGAUAUGGGAGGUGCUAACUUUAGGUCAGCUCUGAAACUCCUGCCAAAAGUAACACGAGGGGUCUUUGCUGUUCUUAAACUGAAACAAAUAGGAAGUGCUGGAGCUCAGUGUAGUAAAAGACAUAUCCUCUGACCUGGAAGACCUUUCCCUAAUUUCAUAUGGGGUUAAUUGUGCUUAGUUAGUGAUGAGGAAAAUUCCUUUUGCACACAGCUAAAUCUUGCAGUCCCAACUAACAUGAUACACGGGGCUCAGAUUACAAGGCUUGGCACCUGGACUUAAAAGGAGUCUGGGGCCUGACUCUGGUACUUCCUGGAACUGAAUUUCUGAUUGUCCUAGUUGCAGUGGGCUUGCCACACUGACUCUGCUGGAGGAUGCCAUGUUCUUCAUUAUGCAGCUAAACCUAUAGGACAGAGUUUUCCAAACUAUUUCGCAACACAUGAGUGUGUUGGCUGCAGUGUGUCACGCAAAUGCUACCAGGACUGGAAAGGGGUUCAUUUAACCUGCACUUCACUGGAGUAUAUUUCUGUCUUAUUUUGUGCUCCCCACUUCCCCAAGCAGUAAGAAGCCCAUGAGCAGCACUCCAGUGUUCAGGGUCCUUCGAGGAAGGUGGUGGGGAAAAGAUAGCAAGCACACUGAAGACUCAUACUGAAGUCUUUCGUGAUAUCUACAUAUUAACACAUAUAGAAUCGAACCAAUUGGAUGUAAGCAGACUCCAAAAGCAGGCAGCACAACUGCUAAUCCGGCAUCAAAUUCUGCAAAGCCAACUGCAUCCUAAAAUGCGUCAUUUUGGAACUUUCCCCCAUGUCUCUGCCCGAAUUCAACCAACAAAAAAAAUCUCUUCCCUCUGCUUCUCUAGCACACUGCAGGUGCUUGGCCGCAACAAGGUCAUGUCUGCUAGCAUGACCUCAGUGGCUGCACUUUCAACAUUUAUGACUGGCUACAGAUGUGUUGGAUCAGGAAACAUAGCUAGCAGGGGCAGUCCUGCCUUCCUCUCCGUGUGUUCAGUGUAUGCAUUUGGGGCGGGAGUAUCUGCACACUCCUCCUGCUCCUCACACAAAUUAUCAUGGAUAUUGUUCCAAAAACUAGAGCAUUUAGCCCUCUUCGUUGGAUCGCUCAUCUAGCUUGCCAGGCAAAAACUUCAGUGGUGUUUAUCAGAGAAAAGCCAAAGUCAUCAUUUUGAAAUAUCUACCUAAAGGUAGCUUGCCAUUCUAUAGCAAGAGAUCCCAGAGCACAUUAUGAAUGUUCCAGAUAUGUUUUGGGGCUGGACAUUGACUAAAACAGGUUGCAAGGUGACUCCUGGGGAGCCAUGAUGCCAGUGUGAAUCAGAGGGGAAUGCCUGCACCAUAAGCAUAUAUAUUUUUGCUUUCUUUUAUCUUACUUGCACAGCUGUGCUUAAAAAGCUUUAAAAACAUAACCCCUUGAUGAAAGAAGCUUAAAUUCUGCAGUGAGAAUAAAAGGGACAAAUGGAAAACUGUCAGUCUCCACUAUACAUUAAUAUAUUCAGUAGAGCACUUCCUGUGGGCAUCUGAAAUGAAGCAAGCCAUUACCAGAGAGAAGGCCUUCUCGGUGGUGGUGCCUCAAUUGCAGAACACUCAGCUUUAUUGUCUUCUUGGUACCAAGCUUUUCAAAUGAGAGCUGUGGUUUUUUUAAAAACAGUUCUUUCAAAGGGGUGCACCAGUGUUGCAGAUAGGAAGUACAGCAGGUGCACCAUCUUAAGUUGUCACAUAGUGCAAUGGGCACAGGAGAGUGGUUUGCCUGCAACUAUUUACAUGAAGCAGAAGCCAAUUUGAGGUUUCUGUUGGAGAGAGAGGUUUGGAAGAGAGAUUCCUACUCUCUCAUAGCCGAUUAAGCACAAUAGUGAUUGCUACCAAGCACAUUAAAACUUGGUUAGAUUUACAUUUACCCUUAUUCACCUUUAAGCAAACAUUCUCCAAGAAAAUACUUAGGCUAGAAUAAAUCACAGACACUUACGCUUUGCAAAUAUGGGAAUGUUUUACUCACAAAGUUUCCAGAAGUUACAGCAAAUAAGUCUCUAUCUGCUGGCAGUAAAAUGAAGAUGAAACAGGUUCCAAAUGACUUUAAAAGGAAAAUAACUUUGUUUCAUUUCAGAAAGCUCCUUGCAAUAUUGGGAUUAGUGAAUAUGCAGGCUUUAAAAUCUCCUUUUAGAAAGACUGAACUCACUUGCAGUGAGCCAUGACUGCAUGACUUCUUGAUUGUCCCAGGAAGCAGAGAGAGAGAGAAAAGAAAGAAUGGGAGGAAGGAAACAAAAGGCUGUAGGGAGGUUACUAGCUGCACCUCCACUGGCACCCUGAGCUCAGGUUAACCCUUUCUAUACAUGCAAGUGUGAGUCAGUAAUUGUAUAUUACAACACUUACAAUGGGUUGUGGGAAGUUGGGGAAAUGCACUAAGGCAAGGGAAAGAAUCCAGUCAAGAAUUAAAGGGCUGUUUUUGGAUAUAUUCAAUAUCAAACUGAAAGUAACACUUCCUAUGGUUGCUUUCUUAUAUCUCAUUUUAAGCAAAUAGAUAGAUAGCAAUUCUAAGGAAUAUCAUGGUUUGAAUCUCUCAGCAGAAGGGACUGAAGGGCACUUUUGUUAAGGUUCGUCCUUGAUAAAAUAGGGCAAUUAAGGCGCAAUUAAGAAUAACUUGUGCAAGUUUUAGUGGCUAAUUGCCAAACUAUUGAAUGCAUUCUAUUAAGUCAGCAACUAGUCUUCUGAGUAUUUGAUUUUCUUUUAUUGAACGAACAAGUACCGUCUGCUUUGAAACCUUGGAUCACAGCACAAAUCUGCUUGAAGAAAUUCUGGAGAAAGGUGAAAGCUUUCAAGUGUGUGACCUUCUACACUGACUGCCCUCCAUUCCUUGAAGUUCACAUAUCAGGCUCAGGUUAAGAAAUGUUGCUCUAGAAAAAGCAAUUAAAUUUGCUCCAUGUUUGUGGCAGUCAACAUUAGCUUGAAAGGUCAGUGAUUAGCAGCAAGGGCCGCUUUUGAAAUCUGUGCACAAAAUUAAAAUGGUGUGCUUUGUUUAGUCAUCAGUGUUCUCUGUUAAUUACUCCCACACAAAAUCAGCUUCCUCAUCUUUCGAAUAUGUCAUGCAUUGAUCCCUCUUUUAAUUCUCUUAUAAAAUGGAAUCGGGGUGCCAUAAAUGCACUUAGCAGCUGUCUCUGUCCUAGAUGAUGUGAGUUUCUCCAUUGCUGUAGUCAGACACCUUUUGGCAUUUUAUUGCUAAAAGACCAAGUCACCUUGACUACUAUAUUAUUGGGGCAAGACAGUAACUCCCUGGCAAAGUGCAUGCACGCACAAAACCCUGAGAUCAAUCCCUGGCAUUUCCAGGUGGGCAAGUCUGUAAAGCACUACUUUCUGAAACCCAGGAGAAAGCCCAGUCAGAGUGGUAGGCAGCCCUCAGCUUGGUAGACCAAUGACAAUGCAAUAAAGCAGCUUUCCAUCUUCCUAGCCACAACUUGCUUCAUCCUGGUUGCAAAUGGAACUUUCACAACCUUUAACUAUGACCCAUUCAGAGACUCUUUGGGAAAGCUGAAGACUCUUGGAUACGUGUUGCGUAAGGAAUUUAUUUAUGAAUGUGUCCGCCCCAGCCACCACAUUAUGUUUUAGGGAAACCCCAGAGCAGUUUAUAAUACAAGUAUAAAACCCCAGAUGAACCAUAUUAAUAUGGGUCCUCAGGGUUUUUUUGCAGGGGGAACUCACCGGAACUCAGUUCCAACACCUCUCAUGUGGGUGCCAUUGGCAUUCUAAGAGAAAGAGGGAGGCAUUCAUGGUGAGUUCCAGCACCUCUUUUUCUAGAAAAAUAGCACUGUAGGGUCCCUGUGAAUUAGCUGAAAAGGCGGGAGACGUUCAUAUGCUGGGAGGACUCACCCAGAUAGAUCUUCCAGCUGUCCGUGAUCAAAGAGGUCUAAGAAAUAGUCCUCCAGCCAGAGUGGGAUUGAACCAUCUUCUAAAAUAGGCAGCUUUAUGGUGCAACUCUUUGCAUCUCUCUGCAGAAGUAAGUUCUGUUGAGUUCAGUGGGCUGCAUUCCCAGGUACAGGCCAGUACCCUCUGUGUCUGGCAGGACUCAACCCCACAGCAUGACAUCAGACAGGAUUUCAUUACUGUUGCUGCCAAGCUCCAGCCAAAGAAAGUUUCUUAUAGGGAAACCAGCCAGACCAGCAAAUGUGCCUCUUAAUGGCACUGGUGCACAGUGGAUCAUGUCAUACUGGCUGACUCCUAUAAGAAUUUCCAAGUCAGGCUUGUUCUGGUCAGAGCAAUAACCAACAAGGCUGCUACAUUUUCCUGUAAGAGACCACCUUUGCUCCUCUAACCUGACUGGAGCAUCUGGUAUUACCUUGUUUGGUAGAGCCAUAACUUUGAUAGAUGUGCUAAGUUAUCCAUGCAUCCCACAACUAGGUGAGAAGUCUAAAUAAGAUUGCCAGGUUCCAGGUUAGGGACAAUAACAUGAUUUCAACCAGGGUUCUGCUUUCUCUGCUUGGAUUCAGACUUGGAAUAUGGAAAGGAGGAAGGAAGCUAUUAUUGCAUGGAAUAAUGUACAGAAUUGCCUUGUCCUCAGCAUCACGCUCACUGUGCUCUUGCUCAAAUUCCUUGCAUUCAGUGUUCCUCUGUGGGAAAAGGCUGCAUGGAACGUGCAGGUUAUACACAUUAAGGGUCUCUCCAUGUGUUCAGUGUACAAGUUCCCAGACUAAGUGAAAAGUGGCAUGAGACAUUUUCAUACAGUAGGUCUUAAUGUAAGGCUAUCAGCUUGGUGGAAAAUCAAGGGCAAUAUUUCCUUUCCAAUUUCCCCUUCCAGAUGCUAGGAGUAUGAAUAAAGACAAAGCUGUCAGUCUGAAAAAAAUAUGCCAUUGAGACAUUGGACAUCGUUUUGUUAUGUAUUUGAGGCAUUAGUGCUAGGAUGACACAUCAUUGGCCUCUGCUGUAGGGCAUCAGGAUAUGUCAGAGUAAAAGCAAACAGAACACAUUCAAUUCAGCAGUAUUGUCUAGGCUGCUCUCCAAGAGUAAUGGGAUUUAAUAUAACAACUUCCACUUGCAGUAAAAUAAAGCAGGGAAGUAAUAAAGGCACCAGCAAUGUGAGGAAUUAUAUUGCAGAUUCACAUUGCACUCAGCGGCGGGGGGAAAUACAGCACACACAGACACACAACUUUUCUGAAACCCAACUCUGACUACCAGGAAAUAAUUCCUGGGAAAAGUAUAGAGGCUCAGAAGUAAAACAGAAUUGCACUAGCCAAAGAGUUGUGGCUGACACCUGCAGCACCCUUAACUAACUGCAGUUCCCAGGAUUCUUUGGGGGAAGCCGUGACUCUUUGAAGUGGCACUAUACUGCUUCAAAUGUGCAUCGCCGAUGAGGCUAGAGUAUUAUUGUGGCUCCAUACUUCGAAUUAUAGAACUGUAGAGUUGGAAGGGACCAUUAGGAAUAUUUUGCCUAAUGUGGGGCUCAAACCCACGACCCAGAGAUUAAAAGUCUUAUGCUCUACCAACUGAGCUAUCCCAGAACUGAGGAAUGCAUGCUCACUACAACACCUAAACAGAACCCUCAUUGAAUGGCGUUCUAAUAGGUUGCAAAGUGGACCCAUCAUGCUGCUGCCCUCCCAAUAUGCAUUCAUUCUAGACACACACAUACACAACAUCUGCAACAGAUAUAUGGCUGUGUGCAUUCUAAUGAAAUAGUCAUCAAAAGUAUUGAAAUUACCACAUCUGAAAGGAACUUUAGAAUCAACCCUGCAUGUUUUGUUCCCCCCACUUACACCCCUUCGUUCCCCCGCCCUUCAUUCCCCACAAGCUUGCCUACUCUCAUCCUCCUUUGUGUUCUCCACCCACUCCUGUCGUUCUGUGCCUUCUGUUAUGCAUGCCUCACAUAUGGGAACAUGUACUAAUUUUAGAUGCUAGUUAAGAGCCAAGGUUGAUGAAACUAGCAUAGGGGUGAGAGCAAAGGCAGCUCAGCUUGCUCCAGGAUCAGGUGUUCUAUCAGUUAAUGUCACUGGAGGUUAAGGGCACAUGGAAUAAGCCACUGGGAAAAGAAGGACUGAAAGGGCUACCAGCUAGUAGCAAUGUUUGAAAAUCCAAGGCGUGUGAAUUAGAUUUACGCACAGCAGAUAAAUGUCUUAAAUAAGACCACAUCUGCAAGUGAAUUUCAAAACCAGGUCAUUGUAACACCAAAUAACCUGAAUAAGGGAAUGAAUCACACAUUGUUUUCUAACACAGAAAAAUCCCCCUCUAUUGAAUUUAACCAUAUCUUCAAAUUACCUGGUGGAGUGUUGGUGUGAAAUGGUUUCUGUGAACUAGAGUCUUUUCCAUGUAAACCACAUCUGGACACGGGGUGAGGGGGUACAGCAAUGACACCCAGUAAGGCUUUUUACAAAUAAUGUGAUCCUCUACCCUAACGUUCAGACUUUUAAAGCAAACAUCUUGUUGAUAUCAUUGAGGCUUUUGCCAUUUCCACAUUGCAAUUUUCUGAUCUAUCCAGCUCAUUGUAUGAAAGGGCUUCAAGGUGUAAAAAUAAUAAGUCAGCCAGUCAAUCAAUCACUGCUAGUACAAUGUACAUGAUGACUGUGUCACAUUCCAUUACUUUAAGGAAUGGGUGGGAUAUGAAAACAACUUUUCAUGCAGUGCCUCCUUGCCAACAGAAAUGGCAUGAGCUAGCUAAACAUGACAGACCGUCUGAUGCCAUUAAUGUUACCUGUGACUUGAUGGAAUAUCCUACAUUCAACAGGGGCAAUGCACGGAUUAUUUUUAUGAAGAUCGUUGUCUUGUUCUAUUUUCUUAAUUUUGACAAAUCACCAGUCUAAGAAAAUACACUAGAAGGCACAAUCCCUUGACAGAAUAAAAAUGCAAUAUAUAUCAUUCAGAACGGAAGCAAUUCCAGCAAUUUCAUACCCCUUGGUAUGACAGUAUUUCUUGACCCUCAUGGUUACGGUAUUUUGAAGUCACAAGAAUUACUUCUAUUAACUGCAGUAAGCAUUUAGAGAUGGGCUCCCCCAAGCUCAAAAUGGCCUGAGAUUUCAGUGAGCCUUUUGCUAUGGAAAAGUGGACCUUAAAGGCUGUGUUCAAUUAACUAAUUUAAUUUUGAAUGUGAAACUAGACACUGGUGUCCUAUCACCCUCUAGCAUAAGCCCUUUGAACUUUAUAAAGAUGCAUGUGUUCGAUGGUGGGAAGCGGGUUUCUGCUUGCUCUAAAGCAGGCCUCAGGAUAUGAGCCUGAAUAUCCUCUUAAAAGGCUUUUAUUUAUCUACCACAGCAGUGGUUCUCAACCUGUGGGCUUCAGUCCCCCGGGGGCCUGCAGAAAUAUCCCAAGGGGUCCAUGAAGCAGGUGACAGCAACCAGUGGCGGCAAGGGGGGCACCACCAGCAACUUCUGAGUAAAUUCCCAAUGGACACUCUCCCGUUGCCAAACUCUUGUUUUAUCACAGUCCAGCAGGUGAAGGGCCAUCACUUCUGCCUGGCCACAGCACCACCACAGACUCAUGUACACACAGAGCAAAGGAUCAGUUGAACUAAAAGUGAAGGAUGGGCUCCUUCUUUCAUUGCUAGCUGAGCUUAUGCCCACCCACCUCAAUACAGACAUUCUCCGCCUCCUGAGAGAUAAAUGCAAGCCAGGCAAUGCAGUAUUAUGCAGCGUACAACUGAACCCACAUGCACGUUCAACACAUGUAUUCGGAUGCUGCUUCAGACUGCAAGGUUACAAAUAUGCAGGAGCGAUGCACUCACUAAGCCUGCACAUACCUUAGAUCUAAAGUGUAAAAGAGUCCCUAACUACCCAAAAGCAAUGUGCCACAGACCAAGCAAAAAAGAGAGCAAAAGAAAAGAAAGGGGAGGCAUAUCUGACCAAAAAGCAUAACACAAAGUCAAGGAUCAGAGAUCUCUGCCUUCUGCAAGAGCUAAGCGUUUCUCUUAAAAAUCUUACACCAGCCAAGCAACCAUCUCUUAAGUCUUUCCCAUUCCUUAGCCCAUGGUCCGGCAAAGCACAGGUCUGACCUUUCAGAACAUUAAGGAGCAAAGAGAUGUCCCAUUGGAGCUUGUGGAAUAUCCAACUGUUGAAAAUCUGGGGUUUAAGUACAGUUUGGAGCCAACUAUUCUCUACUGAGAAUGGAGGGGGAUGCUGGUUGAGUGAAUACUGUAAUACCCUUAUUCCUUUCAACAAUUACUUAUUUCCUGUAUUUUUAUCCUUUUGUUUACUCCAAUAGGUUUGAUGUUGAAGGGACAUGAACCUAGUCAGAAAUGACUAACUGGCGUUUGUUGUUGCAAUGAAUAAAAAGUGAAUUCAUUUAAAAGUGUCACUGAAGAUCAGAGUAGUUUUUCCCCCUUAUUAUUUAUCGUCUUAAUGAAUGGAGCCUAAAAUUACAACAAUUAGUGAGGGGUGUGUGUCCAAGAAUUAUUUCGAGGUUAAAAGGGGGUUGUUGUACUCCUGAAGUUUGGGAACCACUGGGCUAUAGUAACUGGGUUUCUAAAAUGGAGACCAGUCCUGAAAAUUCAGGAAUUAAUUACUCCAGGUAUGAAACAUUUUAUACCCCUCCCUCGAAGCACUAUAAAACUAGGCUACAAGAGGACAGUUGCUUUUUGCUUCUCUCUUUCUUUGUAUACUUUUAUGGUUUAGGGACCAUAGCCACUUAUUUAGUAGUUGCUUCUGAGAUAACUGUAGAUCAGAAAAAAACCACAGUAGCUCAAAGCCAUGAAAGAAAAAAUUGAAGCAUUAGGCUUGCUCCUGCUGCCUGUGUUUUGAGCCAAACAUUUCUACUGAACUACAGGAAUUAUUGACGUGCUUCCUUUCCUUUGUUCAAUAGGUCAGUGCUUCUUCUUAGUGAUUAAACCCUGAUAUGUGAAUGUGCAUGUCUGGAAUGCAGAGACGAGUUUUCAAAUGAUAUUUGCACUGAGGACUAAUGGAAACUGGCAUUUGCCACUGCACAGACCUAUACAACAAAAGAAAACCACUGAUACUGAAACGUAUUUCAACAAAUUGGUAAAUUAAAAAAAACUAACAGUGAGGGGAAUCAUAAAGGAGAAAGUGCUGAGAUAGCCAGGACAGAUCCUGCUAAUUAAAAACCUUUAAUGGACUGGGUCCUGGCUAACUUGGCACUGUCUUCUUUACAAUCCCCGCCAUUCCAAUAUUUAAGUUCAAAACCAACAACUUGAGUUGGGCUUGUAGAAGACAAGACUAGGUUUGAAACAUCUGAGACUUCUGAUAAAUAUCUGCCUGCCUCCAUAAAACAAUCAACCAGUUGGUCACAUUGUCACCGUUCUCAUAUUAUUACUUAUGUACCUAUUUCAGCUCUCAUUGCAGAUUUGUGUGCGUCUUCCAAAACUAUUAGGUGACAAAAGAUGGCCAGUACCUUCUCACGUCUCCUAGCUGGUCGAAGAACUGCAGUUCUCUUUGCAACAGUUAGUACUGGGGCGUUGACCACUGGAUACCUGCUGAAUAAGCAAAAUGUGAAAGCUGGAUCCUUUCACAGACAAAGACUGUUCCCUCCAAGGUAAAUACUUUGAUUCAAAUCAUUGAUGAACAAAUGUUGCUGCCUGUUGUUUGAAGGGCCUAAGUGUCUCCACUGAAUACUAUUUGGCAGUAAACAGAAAAACAAGGCUGUUGAGGAAGAGAGCUCAAGAAGCAAAGGUGUUGAGGAACAGCAGGUGAGAAGGUUGAAGAAGCAGGACAGAACUAGCAAUGGACUUAGGUCACAGCUGCACCAUACAUUUAAGCAGUGCUUUUUUUCCUUUAAAAAUGUUUAGGGCUACUCUCAUUUUGACUCAAGAAAACCACCAUUUUAUAGUUCAAAUCGGGGAAAAUAAAUACAGUAAAUGGACAAAAGUAUAAAGAUUCACAAAAUGUUUAGGGGUAUGCAUACGCCUGCAUACCCCCAGAAAAAAGCACUGCAUUUAAGGGACACAGGUAUACCACCUUAACAGGCAUGGCUCUUUCCCCUCCCCCAAGAAUCCUGAAGAUUGCAGUUUACUGCUCACAGAGCUACAGUUCCCAGCAUCCUUAAGAAACUUCAUUUCCCAAGAUUCCUUGGGGGAAGCCAUGUGCUUUAAAUGUAUGGCUCUGAGUUCUAGAAGACCUGCUCCCUGCCGUCUGGCAUUUUCCCACUUGCCCAGGGAGCACGGGGCCCUGACUGACUCCAGCUACAAAAGAUGCGUUUGCUGAAGUGGCCAGAGACCAUCUUGGCUGUGUCAACCAGACCCUGGUUGUCGAGCCUGAGCUUCCACAGCCACAGCCCACAAUGAACUACCAUAGGUAGGAUUUGCCGCAACAGCAGCUGAUAUGUUCUAUGCUUGUGAUAAUAUUUUAUUCUCUUGUUAAUUAUACUGUUUAAAUGUGCAUUUUAUAUUUGACAUGGGACUCAGCUAGAUUGGGAAAGAAAAUGCAUUUUAUAUUAUUUGUAUGUGCAUUUUAACACUGUGAUACCAGAUGGUGCUAUGGAGUUCCAUUUUUGCCAACCCGAUUUCUCAUACGAAGUUUACAACGCGUUUAACUGAAAUGCUUCUUUAAUGUGUCUAGAUCAAGCCUUACUUUAGUAAUGUUUUAUUUUGAUUUUUUUUAAGAUAAAAUUUUAGUUUUCAGGUAAUUAUGUUGCUUUGAAUGUAUACUUGAUUUAUUGAGUAAUGUUUUAUUUUGAACUGUUUUGUUUUAUGUUUUUAUGUAUGUUGUAAAACACUUAGAGGUUUUCCCCUCUAAAAAUAUAAAGCAGUAUAGAAAUGAAAAUUAUUAUUAUUAUUAUUAUUAUUAAAGGAUAAAGUGAUCUGAAUGGGGCAAUAGAGGCUGAAAUUCCCAAACUGAUUUGCGUUUGAGGGGCACACAGAACACAGCAAGCUAGAGUCAUAGUAAAAAGGUAAAGGUACCCCUGACCGUUAGGUCGAGUUGGGACGACUUUGGGGCUGCGGUGCUCAUCUCACUCUAUAGGCCGAGGGAGCCGGUGUUUGUCCUCAUACAGCUUCCGGGUCAUGUGGCCAGCAUGACUAAGCUGCUUCUGGUGAACCAGAGCAGCACACGGAAACAGCGUUUACCUUCCCGCCGGAGCGGUACCUAUUUAUCUACUUGCACUUUGACAUGCUUUUGAACUGCUAGGUGGGCAGGAGCUGGAACCAAACAACGGAAGCUCACCCCAUCGCGGGGAUUCGAACCGCCGAUCUUCUGAUUGGCAAGCCCUAGGGCUCUGUGGUUUAGACCACAGCGCCACCCACUGUUCCUUAUAAUAAGCAGGUGUCAUUUUUAAAAUCUCCAUUCCACAGAGAUUCCUGUGAAACUAAUUAUAAUAAAUCUCCCUCUUCCUUAUGAAUGAUAUUAUUUACUUCAUUUAUCUCUCAUUUUCCUUCCAAUGAGCUCAUGCCAUUUUAUAGGGAGGCUAGGCCACAAGUGGAUGGCUGGCCCAUGAUCGCUUAAUGAGCUUCAUGGUUGACCAGGGACUUGAAUGAGAUUCUUCCCCAGCCCUGAUCCAAUAGGUCAACCCACCCUUCACCAAUCUAGUACCCCUUCCCCCUGACUGUUUGAACUACAACUCCCAUUGGCCUCAACUAGCAAUGGUUGGGGAUGAUGGGAGUUAUAGUCCAAAACAUCUGGAUGGCAAUAAAUUGACCAAGCUGCUCUAAACAUUACAGUAAGCUGGUUCACUUCCGUAAUAUCUCUAACAAGUAUCAAAACAGUAAUGAAAAAGUUAGGUAAAUGUUGUGAGCAGAUACAUUUCCAGGAAUCCUAGUUGAGCUACAUUGAUUAAUACCAGCUGCAGAGUCAUCUCAUUAAAUUUACUUGCACUUUAAUUUUGCAGAUUAACACAAAAAAUAUAAAUUCUGAAGGUCAUUUGUUUCCUUUCCAUCUGCCGAAGUGCUUCCGUCCACUACUGAAACUGUCUCUGUGGUUUCUGCUGGAAGCCAGCAUUCCUCUGGGGAAGCACAGUAUGCGUGCUUCCCCUACAGAUUGUAUAAGCCAACAAGCAGCCACACUUCCCAGUUCCCUGCCAUUUUCUUCAAACCAUAACAUAUUCACAGUGUGCUUCCUUUUUUCUUUUUCUUUUGCUAGAGGCAUAAAAGCAGACAGGCAAGUAGGAUGCCGAUUCUGCCUACCUUCCCUGAUAUGAACUUGAAAAUGUAACCAAAGAUUGCCGAUCAAUAUGAAUGCUUUACAUUCCUUUUCUUUUUUUAUUCUUUUACCAGUGCAGACUUCCCUGAUCUUCGUAAGCACAACAACUGCAUGGCUGAAUGCCUCACUCCAGCAAUCUAUGCCAAACUGAGGGACAAGAUGACUCCCAAUGGCUACACGCUGGAUCAAUGCAUCCAAACUGGUGUUGACAAUCCUGGCCACCCUUUCAUCAAAACGGUCGGCAUGGUUGCAGGAGAUGAAGAAUCUUAUGAGGUGAAGAUUUUCUAUUAUAUGCUGCCAUCCACUUGUUUAGUUUGUACAUUUACUAGAUGAAACAGUUAGAUAAACACAGAUUCUUCACGCAGGGUGUAGUUUUAAAGGAAAAUAGGACACUACAGUGUACACAAAACACAAGGCAUAUGGAUAAUGAUGGUAGUUGUUUCUCUUCCUUGUGGGAUUGUUUCCCCCUAAGCGGGAAGUUCAGUGAAGAGAAAACACCAUUAAAGGCACCCUCUGUAUAAUAAUAUCCAGGAUAAUAAAUGCAGGCACAGAAGACAAUAUUUUAUUUGCCUCCUGUAGCUGCCUUGUCUCUUGCUGGUAAAUUCAGCUUGAGGUAAAAAAGUGGAACCGUUGUUCACUAAAUUGAAUGAAGCAGAAAUUCUGCUGUAAAAAUGUGUGUGCACGUACACACAUUCCUAUACAUAGACAGCUAUCAACAUGGGCGUAACCAAGGAGGCGAAGAGGGACAGCUGCCCUCCCCAGAUCAAGUAAAACAAUAGAAAUACAGUGGUACCUCUGGUUGCGAACGGGAUCAGUUCUGAAGCCCCGUUCUCAACAUGAGCAGAACACAAUCGGCAUCUGCGCGGGUUGCGAUUCGCCACUUCUGCACAUGCGCGUGAUGUCAUUUUGCGUGUCUGCGCAUGUGCGAGUGGCAAAACCCGGAAGUAACCCUUUCCGGUACUUCCGGGUCGCCGCGGGACGUAUCCUGAAAGAACAUAACAUGAAGAGGACGUAACAAGAGGUAUGACUGUACUUAACUAACUGACCAAUCAACUAACUAACUAACUACCCCCCCAACAAAAGUCCUGCCCCCCCCAAACAAAAAUCCUGGCUAUGCCCACAGCUAUCAACAACAACAAAAUUGACCUCAUCAGGAAGCUAGCCUGGCUAUUCCAGGAAUUGAAUCCAGGAACUAGAAGGGUCUCAGGCAUACAGCGUACCUCCCCCCCCCAAAAAAAUCAGCCAAAUGAGCAAAACACAGGCGGGAUUUUCUCCUUACAUUUCUUAUUUUUCCUCUUUCUAUUUUAGGCUAGUUUCUAAGGGGCUUUAAAAACUAUUUUAGAAGGGCAUCCAUGAAGUUCACAACAGUUUAGGAUAUGUCACCCUUGAAAACCGUCUCUUAACAAUUGUCAGCACCCUUAACGAAUGACGGUUCCCAAGAUUCUUUGGAGGAAGUGGCAAAAGAGUGCUUUAAAUGGGAAUGGAGGCACAAAGCAUCCAAAUAUCCUGUCACUUUAACAAAAAUCUUCAAAAUCUUGAGAGUAUUGAUCUGAAAUGACCUAAUUUCUUGCAUCAAAAUACAGCAUGCUGAUAACAGAAUAAGUUGAAUAUUGUUAUUGGGUGGGAAGUUUUGUGGUAUAUGGGGGAGAGGGGACCUGGGCAUAAUUCUGGGGCACAAUACAGCUUUCUCCAGACUGUGACCGAACAGUCAGAGCAGAUUUUAAACCCAUAAAAGCAAACAAUAAAGGUUCUGGAGAAAACAGAGGAGAUGGAGGCUGUGUCAGGUGUUCCCUAAUAUUUAAACUGCCACUGCCAGACAUACUGGCUAAUUAGUAUAAUCAGAAGCAGAAGUUAGUGAUAGGAGCUAUAAUUUUGUACAAGGCUGGAAAAGAUUUGCCCCACUAUAGUGAUAACAGUCUCUAGAAACAAUUAUUAAUUUCUUUCUCUCUUUACUUUUGAUCUCAGCAUUAGUGCUGUAUAUAUUAAAUGAAAUUCAGGGUCUUUUUCUCUCUCUCACUCCCCCCCACUCCACGCACAAACAAGCUACCCUAGUUCUAUUCUUCCCAGAUUUGAAGAGCAAAUAAUCAGGCUAACAAGCCCAGAAGCCAAUUGGAGAUAGAUAGAUAGACAGAUAGAUAGAUAGAUGGAUAGAUAGAUGGAUAGAUGGAUAGAUAGAUGGAUCUCAUAUUGAAAAUGGAUCACUCUUCAAGAGCAAUGGUACUGGGAAGAAUGGCUAAGUUACUGUCUAAGAGGGAGUGGAAUUUAAAGUGCAUGCAUGGAAGUGAUGUAGUUAGCCAACUCAUUCAGUAACAGAAGAACGAGGGGUAUUAAUGCCUCUAAAUUGUGUCGCAUUGUAUGUUAAGUAUGUAUCUUGCCUUUUUAAAAGACGACUAGCAAUUAAAAUAAAAUCCUCCCAAUGCAGUACCGUUAAAAAGAAAAAGCACAAAAAUCAAUUACAGAACAGCAACCUCUAUUAAAACAAUAAAUUUAGUCUGGGAUAAGGUUCACAUCUCCCCAAUGCCUGCCAGAACUAUAGACCCUAAAUAAGUGAAUCUCCUGAAUAUCCCUAUUUGGGAGUUUCAUAAAAAGGAUGCUACCACCACUAAGAAUGCCAUGCCCCUUGUGCCAGCCAAACUUUUUACUGGACAAUGUUGGCACCCGAUUUACUUGUCACAGUUUUUAUUUCCUCGCGCUUGACACAUAACAUAUCAAAGUUCUGCCUUUCUCCCCAAUAUUCCUUUCCCAUCACUUCCUUUAUUUCUUUGUCUCUGUGUAGCUCUUUCCCCUUAGAUAGGAGGUCUGGUUUGUGGAAUGGUUCAAAAAAGUGAGGAGAAUUAAAACAUAUCAAUUGCAAAUACACAAAAGAGAUGUAACCACCAAAGUGACUGGAAUAUAAUAAUAAUAAAUAUAUGUCAUUGACUCUACAGGAAUUUGCUGAAAUUUUUGAUCCAGUUAUCAAAUUAAGACACAAUGGCUAUGAUCCAAAAGUAAUGAAGCAUCACACUGACCUGGACUCUUCCAAGGUAGGUACAAUUUAGGACCAAUGUAAGAAAUCUUAACUUCAGAGAAAAGGGGCUGAGAAUAAUUAUAAGAGUAUAUUGCCAUGGAUAGAAUUAGCAUUUGUGUACUUGUUUUCCAAGUAAUAUUUCUUACAACAUAUAGGACAGUGCUAGAUUAACAUUAUCAGGUGUCUGCCUCAAAUAGCUGAUUUUGAGUUAAUGCCAAAGAAAAUUAUUUAUUUCAUGUAUUACUGUUGAAUUUUUACUCCCAGGGAGAGGUGCUUGUGGGAUUUUUCUGCCUCAGGUAUCAAAAAUCUUUGGUCAGUCUUGGGUACUUGACUUGGGGAUGGGGAGCACCAUUUGCUGUUCUCAGGCAGAACAAUGUAUUUUGGCCAGGCCUAGACAGCCCUUUCUGUGACACGAACUCCCUUUUGUGUGUGGAUCAGAUCACCCAUGGGCAAUUUGAUGAACGCUACGUCUUAUCAUCCCGCGUACGCACUGGCCGCAGUAUUCGGGGCCUGAGCCUACCGCCUGCCUGCUCCCGGGCAGAGAGGAGAGAAGUAGAGAACGUUGUAGUCACUGCUUUGGCUGGGCUGAAAGGAGAUCUCUCUGGGAAGUAUUAUAGCCUGACCACAAUGUCUGAGAAAGAACAGCAGCAACUUAUUGAUGUAAGUACAAUGCCCAGCCUGGAGGUUUAAAGGUUUAAAGGGAUGCCGCUUCCUUUUGCAUACAGAUGUUUUAUGCACAGAUAAUAAGGCUAUUGUUAAUGUUGCAUUUGAAUCCUAAACACCUAAAAAUAGGCUGGAAAAAGUCCGAGAGGGCCUGAAAUAUUGCAAAAGGCUUAGGUAUAUCAAAGGAAAAUGCUCUGCUUUGUUUGAACGAUUAUAUUUAAGAUCAAUUAAGACCACUAUAUAAAUAUAGUGACAGUCUACAUUUUUUAUUUAUUUAGUGCCAGUCUAGAUAUGUAAAUGUGAAUUGUUUUCCUUGAUUUUUAAAAUAAAAAGCCUGAAGUGCAGUGGAAUAGUGAGGUGGGAAAAUAGUUUAGCCCUUUUCUCAAUUCAAAAAACAUUCUCUUGCUCCCCCCCCCCCCAGCAUAUAACCUUUCUCCUUGUAGGUCAAAAAGAAGCUUGGGCAGACAAAUGGCAGGAAAUGAAAGGGUUAAGCACCACCCUCAAUCUUCCACUCACUUUUGAGAUUGCCUUUUAGUCAAAACCCCAAAUUGGGGGCGGGGGCUGGUUCUUUGGGGCAAAUGGAGAAGUGCCUCACCAAACACAGUUUGCCCCCACUUGCCUGCCUUACCUCUUACAAGCAGUUCAGGGAUGCCCUGGUCACCAGCUCCCUCCCCCUUAGUCUUUGUUUUGCCCUUGUAGAACACAGCAGGGAAGAGGAUGAGGACAAAACAAAUAGUUGGCUCUUCCUGUCACUGGCUCUGGCUCCACCUACUGUUGCCCUCUCUGCUUUCUGCCCCACCAAUCCCAAUGGGCACCAGGCACCAUGUGUUUAUGGGAGUGAAACCCCGGAGCUGUGUUGCAUCUGGUAUCUCCCUAGCCCAAUGAAUGAUUUCCCUUCCAGAAAGUAAAAAUGUAGAUUUUGCAAAAAAAUAGUUUUUGAGUUUUUUUAAAAAAAGGAAAUUCGCCAAAAUCUACAUUAGCAACAUGGGCCACCAUACAGCCAGACUUCCCUGGACAUUUCAGCAAUUUUUGCCCAGGUGCUGAUUACAAUGGAAAUUCCAGGCAUAUGACAACCCUAUUAGAUGGUGAUGACUAUAUUCACCCAUAUUUGUAAGUAAUAGGGAUGCUUACAAUAUGAUGAUGUGCAAAGCAACCUUAAAAACCACAUCCUUGGUACUAUUAUCGUUCUGGGUGAUAUUCAAUGAUGUCAUACCCAUUAAAAAUAAUGGACUUGCAUUACUUAGAGUGACACUGGAUCUCACCCAUUAUGUCCAUAGUUCAGGGAAUCAACAAGUGCAUUGGUGUUGCAUUGGACACCCUUACUUUGAUUCCGAAUAAUCUGCAUAGAAGUAGAAACUUGUGUUUGUGCAAACCAUGACAUUUUCAUCUAGCUGUCCACAUGCCUCUAACUGUGGUAUUUUUAUUUUAAAGGUGAUGGUACUGUAAAUCAGGGAAUACUGUAAAAAAGCAGCACUGGAUUUAAUUUAUACCUAUUGUGUUCUCAUGUACCUUGGUAACCUGUACAGUGAAAAAAUAUGCACACCUAAAACUGCAUUAAAGGGUGUAUGCAUGAAUGUCCUAAUAAGCUCUAGACACACAAAACAAAAAUAUUAGAUAUUUAACUUGCUGGUGGACUCUGCAAACAAGAUCCAUUAGCUCAUACCCCACAAUCAAUAAAGAAAUUAAGUCUAUAAAUAAGGAACACUGCACAGUUGAGCUGGGAUUUAUGCACCUGUAAAUGAAAAUUUGUUGGGGGAAUAAAGAUGGGGGGGGGAAUAAUUCUGUUAAGAAAUGAAGUUCUAUCGGAGGCUUUAUUUAUGAGUAAAAACAAAUGGGAACGAGGAACAUAAUUAAUCACUAAUACAAAAAGGUCAGAUCAACCUGACCUUUAGACUGCUAUCAUGGAUUUUGAUUAGGUCUCAUGUCUGAAAAACCUUAUCUUUAAGAUUUUAUUAAAAAUUAGACACUGCCUAAAAGCUUUUGGCAUACAAGUUGAAUAAUUGGUAUAAAAAUUCACUUUAAUCCUUAUACGUAUUGUACAUUGUUCUGUACAUUGUUUCUCCUUUAUUUCUUUUUCCUCUGUGUGGUUACAACUCUCUAGAAUCAUUGCUUUUACAACAAAAUAAAAACCUACCAAGUUAUCUAGGGAAAGAAUAUUGUCAUUUGCAGUGAAGAAGAAUCCAGUGUGAAUCUUUAUUUGCUCAGUGGUGGUGCUUGCAUGUUCUUCCUUGCAAUGAUGAUUAUGAGACCUAAAAUUCACUUCUUUCUUUCUUUCCCUCUGCCUUGCAUAUGCUGGUCUGCAGGACCAUUUCCUAUUUGAUAAACCAGUGUCCCCUUUGCUAACAUGUGCCGGGAUGGCCCGUGACUGGCCAGAUGCCAGAGGAAUCUGGUAUGGAAUAUGAAUUGUGCACGCUUAAGCUAUGAACAAAUGGCUUUAUUAGUUCCUUCCUAACACAACAACAGCUGCUAUUCCUAAAACCAAAUGCAUGCUUUUGCACACACACUCUCUCAUCUUCUUCCACUAAUUGAUUUUUAGGAGAAGUGCAGUAGCAUACAUAAAAAAGAAAGACAGGUGCCUGAGUCUAUUAUUCUAUAUCACCAGUGACAAAAAGGUAGCAUAAAACCCUAGUGACUGGAUUUCUUUCUUCAGUUCAUAAGGAGUUUGAUUCAUAGAGAAGUCUGUGGACAGGGUUCUUCUCCCUCAGCAGCUCUCUAAAAAGGCUCAAGGAGACCCUGCAGAAAGGGGUGCGCUUGAGGGGGGAAGGAAUUAUUCAUAAUAAAUAAUGGAGGCAUUAACUAUAAUUAUAGUACAGUGGUACCUUGGCUGCCAAACUUAAUCCAUUCCGGAAGUCCAUUCCAAAACCACGGCGUGCUUGCCCAUAGAAAGUAAUGCAAAACGGAUUAAUCCGUUCCAGGCUUUUAAAAACAACCCUAAAACAGCAAUGUAACAUGAAUUUUACUAUCUAACGAGACCAUUGAUCCAUAAAAUGAAAGCAAUAAACAAUGUACUGCAGUCACACAAUCAAUCAUUCAAUCAAUCAAUCAGUAGCUGAACUGGGUUCCGCACAGUCACAGUCACAAAACAAAAAAGAGCCACAAAAACGAAAACGCAAAAUAAAUAGCAAAAACAGACAGACCUCAGUGUAACACUCAAAACGGAGCACGUGUGGCAAAAGUUACUUCUGGGUUUGCAGUGUUUGGGUUCCAAGUUGUUUGAAUACCAAGGCGUUUGAGAACCAAGGUACCACUGUAUAUAAGUAUGAGCUUCUUAUUAUACUAAAACAGUUUUGGAUUGGUAGUAUUAUAGAAAUUCAGUAUAAUAAAACCAAUGUGGUUUAUCAGUAAAUAAUUGGAUGAAAAGGAAGAGAACGAGAGAGAUCUCUAAAUGAUUUGAAGGAAAUUUUAGUUCUGUCUCCCUGAUAUCCUGAAUAAAGGCUAAUCAUUUGUGAAGAUUUAUGAUGCUCUGAAGGAAUUUCUGUUCCUUUGGAAUCAGUGAUGUCUUACUACUUUGAUAAUGAAUGAAUGCCUCAGGACUGAAAUGUGUUAGGUACUUUACAUGAACGUUCAAAUGUGACAGUGUAUUAUUUUAAUUCUCUUUGUUACUUUUUUUCAAAGGAGUUUAUUGUUUUAUCUUUGAAUGUGUCAGCUGUUAUUAUGUAUCAGUGUGGGCCAAAGUAUAUAAACAGAACUGAAACUUGCCCAUGCGUUUGUAUUUAAAUAUCUGCAAUAAAAAGUUGCAUGGGAAUCUUAGCCUGGAUACUUUGGUGAACGAAAAUAAUCUGAGGGCAAAUGAGCGAUAAAAUAGCAAAAUAUCCAUUUCUUGCAAGACCCAGGUUUCACACUCUGCAUCUUCAGUUAAAGGAUAUCAGGUAUUAGGACAGCUACAACUGUCAGAGUAAAUUCCCCAUAAAGCAACUCCUAACAUCCUGAAAUGUCAAGUGCUGUGCUACUUUAUUAAGCAAGACUUGCAGUAGCAUACAAAGGUGUUCGAUGCAAUGCAGAAACUGGUCAGGGAGCAUCAUGUAUACAGCAUGCCCACACACUGUCCUGAAUGCUUUCCAGUCACCAAGAAGCUUAAAUGAAAGUAGGCAACACAGAACACACUUGGCUCAGAAAGCAUGCUGCUGUAGCUACACUGAGGUACCAUUUGCAGUUCUGCAUUUAUGGGCUUAUGGGCUGGGAAAGAGUUUCACUGAGCAUAUAAUGAAUUUUUGCAUGCCUGUUCUGUUGUGGAAUACUUGAAAAAAUGAACUAAUUUUAAAGCAAAGUUGAAUACGAUUUGGGCUUUAGACAGGAUACACCUUCAAAUGUUCCAGUCUCAAACUACCAUAAACUAGAGAGGCAGAUUCUCCUCUUUCCCAAUUAAAAAGGAUGUGCACACUUUCCCUUUCUCAGUUCCCAUAGCAGCACAUGCCUCACACUGCGCUCAUUUCAGAGAACAAAACGUACUCUCUAGCGUAGCAGCAGUUGAGUACCAGUGGGAUCAGGACUGAGCAGUGCUCUUUAUAUAACCCUAAAAAUGGGAAUGAUUUUAUCAUUGGUACUUGUUCAGUGGAAUGAAAUGGCAGAAAUCUUCACUAACCCUUGUCCUUAACCUUGCCACAGUAAUAGCAGCGCACAACGCUCAAUUCUGCCCACAACAGAGACAGAUAAGAAAGGGGAGAGGUGAAACGAAACAAUCAGGCGCCUGUGAGAAUCGUUGUUGAAGGCUUGUGUGACAGUAAUACCAAUGCCUUGCUCGCUUCCAACCAGGCACAACAAUGACAAAACAUUUCUCGUCUGGAUCAACGAAGAAGAUCACACCAGGGUGAUCUCCAUGGAAAAGGGAGGCAACAUGAAACGGGUCUUUGAAAGAUUUUGCCGUGGAUUACUAGAGGUGGGCAUUUUGUUGUGUCAUUUUAAAAAAUGUUUCUGAGUUUUAAGCAGUGGUAGCUCUGGGGUUUGGGGGGCCCUGGGCAUGACAGCCAUUUGGGGCUCCUUAAUGUUAUGAGAGCAAAUCAGGCAUAAGCGUUUACAUAACCCUGUACACGAAGCUGCAAUGAAAGUCGUAAUACAUUCAUUGUGGUCAGUUUUUAUUACAACCCCUCACAUGCUAAUUGUUGUAAUUUUAGGUUCCGUUCAUUGAUCUGCAGCCUCAGGAACUGCCCAUCACCCUCAAAGGUGCCUAAGGGGUCCACAUAGCUGAUGUUACCUGUUUCCCUUCCUAUACCUUUCUACCCUCAAAGGAAGAGUCCCUCUUUCCCUCACUGCCUAGAACAGGCAUAGGCAAACUUGGCCCUCUGGAUGUUUUGGGACUACAACUCCCAUCAUCCCUGACCACUAGUCCUGUUAGCUAGGGAUUAUGGGAGUUUUAGUCCCAAAACAUCCAGAGGGCCAAGUUUGCCUAUGCCUGGCCUAGAACAAUAUCUUUCAGGCACACCUGGAGCUCAAAGAAAAAUGUUGCUACCUGCAUCAGUCUGGUCAGUACAGCUCAAGUACCUAAGAUGGAUAAUCUUCAGGUGCUGAUACACAAAGCCUUCCCUCUCAAGAAUGGCCAGCCAAAUCUCCUGGCAAAUGUUUUCCUCAUAAGCAAAUUUAUCCUGUUUUAAUUGAUUGGCUGCAUUUUAGUCAAUUAAUUAAGUAAAAUUUCAUUAACUGGGUUACAGAACUAGUUAGCAUAUGCAGGAUAUGCAUGGUGGGGGAAGUCACAUCCACACAUAUGUUUAAAGCACUUUUAUACCACUUUAGCAAUCAUGGAGAAUCCUAGAAACGGUAGUUUGUUAAGGGUGCUGACUUCACAGAGUUGCAUUUGCCAGCAAAGUUGUAUUUUUUAAAAAAAAACAGUUUUAAUUCAUUUAGAAAUUUGUACAUUGCUUUUCUAUAUAAACGAAUACAACGCAGCUCACAAAGUUACUAAAACACAUCAAAACAAAAAUACAAAAAAAUUAGUAUGAUAUAAAAAUUUCCCUAGCAAACCCAAAUAGUAAAAGAGAAGUAUUGAACAGCAUUUCUCUUGGGUGUGAGUUCCAUAACAGAGGCACCAUGAUAGAAAAGGCUUUCUCUCGUGUCCAGGGAUGGGGGUGGAGAUCAAAUUACAAACAUGCGCAAAUAUAAAUAUUCCACUUCCUCAAUAAAUUCUGAGGUACACUUCAGUUUCAAAAUACAAAGUAGCAAUUUUCACUCCAGUUGCCCAGAAGGAAGUCCCAAUGAAAGUUAACAGGACUGUGUUUUCUUUAAUACAAAUACUAUAUACUAAUAUAUGGAGAACCAAUACAGCAAUCAAUCUAAUCUCCCAAGUUGAAGCUUCAAUUUAGAGAUAAUAUUCUGUUCUUGCUUUCACUUGUGGAACACUAUUGAUGUCGGCGAUCUUUACUACAAGUCUCUGAUGCCAAAGAUGGAUCUCGUGCAAUUAUUAUACAAGCUGCUAGGAACUGUAUUUUAACAGAAAGCCAGCACUGUUAACAGAUGGCACUAUCUGUACCCAGCAGUUCAUUGCCUUUUAUUUCCUCUGUAGGUUGAAAGGUUAAUUAAAGAACGAGGGUGGGAGUUUAUGUGGAACGAACGCUUAGGAUAUGUAUUGACCUGUCCUUCCAAUCUGGGAACAGGAUUGCGUGCAGGAGUCCACGUUAAGCUCACAAAGCUCAGCAAGGUGCGUAAACCAACUCAAAUGGCUUUUAAUCACCAAUGUCGGUAAGAACAAUCCUUACAAAUUUGUAGUGCCUGCUUAGACACCUUUACACCUAGAAAUGUAAUGUGAAAAUUAGGCAACCCUGCGUUUGCAAACAUAUACAUCUUGAGGAGCAAUCACUAUUUAAGAAAUGAUAUAUUUCCUUUUAUGGCAGGAUCCUAGAUUUGCAAAGAUCCUGGAAAACUUGAGGCUUCAAAAGCGUGGCACCGGUGGAGUAGACACAGCUGCUGUAGCAGAUAUAUACGAUAUCUCCAAUCUAGACCGCAUGGGUCGAUCAGAGGUAAGAUUCCCCCCUCCCAUUUUAAAUUGCAGCAAAACUUGGGGACAGCUUUCUUAUGUAAGCUAUAGAUACUACGGAAUAUUUUCAAGCUGAACAUUUAGUGUCUUCACAUAAACGCAAGUAUUGUUAUCAGGAAACUCAGUGGCACCAACUUGCAUUUACUUGGCAAGCAAGACAAGAACAUGGAAUGCACCUGAUAUGCCAAAAGUCAUCUUCUUAAAAAACAUUUGUAUAAAUUAGAUUAUUUAGACUCAUGUACUUCAGCCCAGUGAUCCCUUAUGAGCAAAGGUAAAGAGACUUCCACCUAUUGGAAUCUGUUUUAUACUGAGUCAGACCAUUGGUCCAUUUAGCUCAGUACUGUCCACACUGACUGGCAGCUGCUCCCCAGAGUUUCAGGUAGCGGACAUUUCCAGCUCUACCUGGAGAUGCCAGGGACAAAGCCUGGGACCAUCUGCAUCCAAAGCAAGUGUUCUACCACCAAGGUAUGCCCCUUCAGUGCCUGCAUGCAAUCUUAAGACACAGAAGGCCAUUCUCAUUUGUUUUCAAUGAAUGCAUUAAGACGGUUGGAUGGCGUCUUGUACGCCCUCCUUCUGGAAACUCCUGCAGCCAAGCUGGUACCAAAUGUAUUGCUCUGGUUUAGUGAAGCUAAGGGGUGUGUGUGUGUCUUCUAAUCUGGGCAGCCCAGGACCUCCCUACACUCUGCCCAGGCUUGGACCCUGGAGAGGUCACUUUGCUGCUGCUAACGCACCCCAGAGGUGCUAAUACAGCAAAAACAAUACAGGAGGCAACAGUUAAGAGUAACAGGUAUCUGCAGCCACAGUGGUUGGACUUCACCCUUGGAGGCACAAUACACUGUCUCUCGAGACAGACGGAUGCCAACAACAACUCCUCUUGCAAAUUGAAAUGAACACAACAGACAACAAGUUAUGGUGAUAUGAAUCAGGACAAUGACCUAAUUGUAUAAGCCUAUGCCUAUAUGUAUAUUUUCAAUGACUUCCUUGAGACCUGCAUAAAAAUCAUGCCAGACUGGAAUAGAUCCUAAACUGGUAUCUGAUCAAUCCCCUUAUAUUAAAGCAUGACUUAUUGGGCCUAUGCCACCUUUAUAUUCUCAUUUCAGUACUCAGAUGACAAAGGAUCAGUUACCUGAAGAGGGGAAAACCAAUAAAGUCGAUACAUUCAUUAUCCCCAAAGUACUUUCAAACCAAGUAACUUAAGACACAGUCGCCCAAAAGGACUGCAAAGUUUCAUUAUUAGACAUGUAUCUUACAGUAUAUAACAAAAUGAUAUUGUUCAGGGAGAAUUCUUCUACCUAGUUUUACUGAACAUGCGCAUAUGUUCUGUGGUAAAUAAUUAUCCACAGAAAAACCAAGGUUUUUAAAACAUAACCUCAGCAAGCUUUUCUUCUUGUUAUUUAAGGUGGAACUUGUUCAGUUAGUCAUUGAUGGCGUCAAUUACAUGGUUGACUGUGAGAAGAAGUUGGAGAAAGGUCAAGACAUCAAGAUACCGCCACCCCUGCCACAGUUUGGAAAGAAGUGAAGCUGCUUCCAAUGAGUAUCAACUGACCUGCCAUGAGUCUGUUGUGACAGACUUUUAACUCUGUAUAUUCAGUUCCUUAAAUACUGUAACUUGUCAAACGGAAAAAAAUAAAAAUAAGACCCUGUCAACAUGUUCGGUAAAAUGCUA
Molecule: messenger RNA, 26640 nt
Organism: Podarcis lilfordi (Lilford's wall lizard)
Lineage: Eukaryota; Metazoa; Chordata; Lepidosauria; Squamata; Lacertidae
Source: the annotation of a GenBank genome assembly